CGGUUACCGUUAGUUCGUUAACGCAACUUGGGGGGGAAACAGCGAGCGAAGCUACCGUCAUCCAGGUUGUAAAGUGCAACAAAAUGAAAGCUGUCAGUUAACUUUUCCCAUUUGCUCGCAGACACGGAGAUACUUUGUUGGAUAAACCGCUAUCUUGUCGUUGUUCUGCCUGGAAACAGCCGGUUGAACUGACAGCCGUUGGGCCUGGUCGUCGUGGCCCAGCAGGACUCGAGUUGGAGCCAAACUUCUGCUUUUCCUCCAGCGGCUCUCCGCGGGGCUCGGGGCUCCUGUCACCGGCCCUGUGGAUGUGGACGUGAACACGAAGAUAACCGACCGCCAGGAGAAAGGAAUCCCUUUGAUGGGAGAAUCCUCUUUCCUGGCCUCCUGGGUCAAUCGCCGUGCCAUGAUGAUGGAUGAGCAGGAGGCGCUGAACUCGAUCAUGCAGGACUUGGCCGAACUGCACCGCUCCAGCCGUCCUGCCAUGUUCCUGUCGGACCUGGGCAAACCCAAAGCUUCCUCGCCCAAAAACCAGAAUGAUGUCAGAGUGAAGUUCGAGUUCAAAGGGGAGAAGAGGAUCUUACAGUUCCCUCGACCUGUGCAGCUGGACGACCUGAGGGCGAAAGCUAAAGUGGCUUUCGGUCAGACGAUGGACCUUCACUACACCAACAACGAAUUGGUGAUUCCACUGACCACUCAGGAAGACCUGGAUAAGGCCGUGGAGCUGCUGGAUCGCAGCGUUCACAUGAAGAGCCUGAAGAUCCUCCUGGUAGUCCAGUUCUCCUCUCAGAACUCUUCCUCCAAUAUGGACCGCAUGCCGUCCCAUGAGAAGCUGGACAACACGGGAUUCAGGGUCGCUGAAAAGAACAUGCUAGCUUUAAUAGGCCCCCAUUCGACGGACCGCAGCUCCCCUCCUCCAGGGUACAUUCCCGACGCGCUCCAGCAGGUGGCGAGGAACGGCUCCUUCACCAGCAUCAACAGCGAGGGAGAGUUCAUCCCUGAGAGCAUGGACCAGAUGCUCGAUCCUCUGUCUAUGAGCAGUCCAGAAAACUCUGCGUCGGGAAGUUGUCCGUCUUUAGACAGCCCGCUGGACAGUGAUUACCCGAAGUCCAGGAUGCCCCGAGCACAGAGCUAUCCAGACAACCACCAGGACUUCCCAGAGUACGACAUCCCAGUGUUUGAGAAGUCGGGGAAAGGAGGAACGUACCCCCGACGAUACGGCAUUCCCUUCAGCCUUCAGGACUACAGUGAUGGGAGGAAGACGUUCCCUCGGGCUCGGCGGACGCAGGUUCACGGUUUCCGCUCUCCGGUGAGCUUCAGCCCGACGGAUCAGUCUCCGAGCACCAGCAGCGGCAGCAGCAGCGUGUUCACUCCGGACCUGGAGGAGGCCCCGGGGCCCGGCAGGAGGCCGAGGAGAGGCAGCGACAUCGAGCCCAACCUCAACCCCUCAGCUCCCAGCCUCUCCGUGAUGGACAUCAGCCCCCCCAGCCGCUCUCCACGCGCCCCAACAAACUGGCGUCUCGGGAAGCUUCUGGGUCAGGGGGCGUUCGGGCGGGUUUUCCUCUGCUAUGAUGCUGACACUGGACGAGAGCUGGCGGUCAAACAGGUCCAGUUUGACCCGGAGAGUCCGGAGACCAGCAAGGAGGUGAGCGCGCUGGAGUGUGAAAUCCAGCUCCUGAAGAAUUUGUGCCACGAGCGGAUCGUCCAGUAUUACGGCUGCCUGCGAGACACCAUGGAGAGAACGCUGUCCAUCUUCAUGGAGUACAUGCCGGGCGGCUCCAUCAAGGACCAGCUGAAGUCGUACGGAGCGCUGACGGAAAACGUGACGCGGCGCUACACGCGUCAGAUCCUGGAGGGCGUGUCCUACCUGCACAGCAACAUGAUCGUGCACAGAGACGUCAAAGGGGCCAACAUCCUGCGAGACUCGGUGGGUAACGUGAAGCUUGGUGACUUCGGGGCCAGUCGGCGUCUGCAGACCAUCUGUCUGUCGGGAACAGGCAUCAUGUCGGUGACGGGCACCCCGUACUGGAUGAGUCCGGAGGUGAUCAGCGGAGAGGGCUACGGCAGGAAGGCAGACAUCUGGAGUGUCGGCUGCACGGUGGUGGAGAUGCUGACGCAGCGACCCCCGUGGGCGGAGUUUGAGGCCAUGGCGGCCAUCUUUAAAAUCGCCACGCAGCCCACCAACCCAAUCCUCCCCCCCCACGUGUCGGACCACUGCAGAGAGUUCCUCAAACGCAUCUUCGUAGAGUCUAAGCAGCGGCCGUCAGCUGACGAGCUCCUGAGGCACAUCUUUGUACAUUAACUGCCAGAAACGGCCUUACGUGAUUGGGCGUCCCUGCCUCUGACCCCGCCCCCUCCACCACGCUGAAACCUUAUUGGACCAGGAGUCUGGAAGAAGGUGUUUGUGGAGUUUGAUGGGGGGGGGAGGUACCUGCUCCUCGUGUCUCUGUUUUUAUGAGGCUGCCAUAGAGGACGUUUAUAUUUUAGUUUUCUCCGCAAGUUGCACCUUAAUUUCUCCGAGGAGCGGAGCACUUCCUCGUGACGCGACGACUAUUUGGAAAACUUUUUUAUGUUUGUACGGUUUCUCUCUUCGAUGGUGUCGGUGUUGUGGACCUACAGGAAGUGAUUUCUGGCUCUUGAGUGCCCCCCCCCUCCCCUUCAUCUGGCUGAAUGUAGUCUCUAAACGAUGCAGAGGUUUCCCCCCCACCUUUCUGUCUCUCAGCUUCACUGUCUUCGUUCUGCUAUCCCUCCUCUUCCUCCUUCUUCAUCUUCGCCGUGUGCCUUUUCUGUUUUAACGCUGUGUAUAGGAGUGACUGUUGCUUUGCCUUCACACCGUUAGCCAGCUGAUCCCAGUUCAGCGUAACGUCCGUUUCUGCCUUUUUUCUGUAACUGGUAACCAAAUAUUCAGACUUUCUGUUUUAAUAUGGAACUGUCGCUGUGAUCUACCAGCUGAUUGGUUCUCUCUUCCAAUGAACUCUCCUCUCCUCUGCUUCUCAAAGUAUUCACUGAUCACAUUUAGGGAGCUCUCAUCACGGCAGAUCAGGGGUAACGUUGGAGCUUCUCUGAUACUCGUGCAGUCGUUUUAGCGCCAUGAAUUAAUAUUUAGUUUGGUCGAUAACUGAACUAAAGAACUAACUUUUAAAUCCUGUCUUGUCUUUGACUUUGGUCGGUGUUAAAAUACUUCAAUAUAGAGAAGUAAAUCCAUGCAAGAACAUCGACUAUAUCCAGCACUUCCUCACCUAGCUAAACCACGAGCAGAUUGCACAAGAUUUAUGACAAUAUCACACUUCCUUUCACUCAUUUAUUAAGAUAAAUUAACUAUCUUAUGGAUUUUCACCAUUCGAAGCCCUGAAAUCAACUAAAUGUAAUAUUAAAAUCAGGUAAAAUCUUGCUAAGAAAAGAGGGUUUGUCGUUACGUAGACUCUCUGUAACUCUGCCGUGAUGAAGCUCUUGAUUUUGUGAAGCAGGAGAGACGGAGGCGUGUUUUAAUAGAAGCUCACAGCUGAUUGGCCGCAGGUCUGGCUGCAUGACGCUGUCGUUGGUUUUAUUUCCAACAUCUCAAACGCUGCUUUUUUAGUUUUAGGUCCAUGAACAAGUGUCUCCUCCUCACAUGCACUCCUACAGACUUUCAAAUCUGAUGUUCAUUCAUCACUUCAAACACUCCGUUCAACUCGUUCUGUUACACAUUUCUAUUAUAACGUCUGUCUGUCUGUUAAAUAAUAUAAGUGCAUAGCUCUGGCUUCAUAACUAUGCACCGGAUUAUAAACGCCAACAUGUAAAGGUCCGUUCGGUUAAAUCCAGAGUGGUUGUGCAGAGUUUUCGGCUCGUUGAAAGGUGCAAUCAGUAUUUAAUUACAGCCACAAUAAGACAAUACAGAAAGACGGUUAUAUUUUUGUUAUGGUAUGUACGGUUGUGGAGGUAAAUAGCUGUGUAACGGUACGUAAUGCUUCUGUGUUCGGUCUGUCUUUGGUACUCAGUCACAGAUCGUUGUAGUUUGGUACUAUACGACAUUUCUAAUUUGGUCAAAUGUGGAAUUAUGUUUGUCGUUGUAGUUUCCUGCAGCGGCCACUAGAAGUCAGUAAAGAGCUGAUUGCACCUUUUUAAAAGCAGACGGUUUAUUCAUGUUUACGACCCACAGUGAGUCUUUAGUUCCUCGAAAGGCUCUUCUGUAGUAAAUGUUCAGUUUGUGAUCAGCUGAUCAAAAAAAAAACGGUACAUGUCCAAAACGAAGUCGAAACGACUCUUGAUUUGCUAAAACAUCCGCGUCUGUCGUUCAGCCGCCAGCACUGAUACGCACUUCCACGAUGCACUAUCUUUAAAUCACUGAUGCUUUUCACGAUUCCUCGCCGGCUGUCGCUCGUGCAUCUCCGCUCAGCGACCUUUUCUUUGCACAUUUUAAAGAAUAUUUUUUAUUUUUACACAAGUGUGAUUGAGAGUGAAUGUGUGUGUGUGUGUGUGUGUGUGUGUGUGUUUGCAAAGACUCAAAACAUGAAUGUAAUGUGUUUUUUUUUUUUUUUUAACCGUCAGAUGGCCUCGUUCACCACUGUGGAUUAACUCCUCGGUACCAGUAUUUGUCACCUGCAAAGAUACACCUGUAGUUCUCUUUAGAGUCUAAAGCCACUGCUACCACUCCUGUGUGUGUGUGUGAGACUGUGUGUGAGACUGUGUGUGAGACUGUGUGUGUGACUGUGUGUGUGUGUGACUGUGUGU
This is a messenger RNA of Trematomus bernacchii (emerald rockcod), 4707 nucleotides long. It is a transcript of the gene map3k2, whose product is annotated as mitogen-activated protein kinase kinase kinase 2. The coding region runs from base 359 to 2299 and encodes 646 amino acids. Gene Ontology annotation, biological process: protein phosphorylation. Gene Ontology annotation, molecular function: ATP binding; protein kinase activity; protein binding. The transcript has 17 exons. The record is from RefSeq and is a predicted model, not a curated record. Lineage: Eukaryota; Metazoa; Chordata; Actinopteri; Perciformes; Nototheniidae.